Messenger RNA from Ipomoea triloba (trilobed morning glory), 1775 nucleotides. RefSeq lists its product as uncharacterized. The transcript has 2 exons. NCBI's taxonomy places the organism in Eukaryota, Viridiplantae, Streptophyta, Magnoliopsida, Solanales, Convolvulaceae. The coding region runs from base 51 to 1601 and encodes 516 amino acids. The record is from RefSeq and is a predicted model, not a curated record.
UUGCCAGUUCGGCUUUAGCCGUUCCAGCAAUUAAGAAACACGCAGAAUUAAUGUAUCAGAAGAUGCUAGCUUCGGAUAAAGAACAUAUGGAAAGGCAACAACAAACGGUUGAAGAGCUGAGACUGAGUAUUGCAAAGUAUUGGGUGAUGGCAGUAUCUGCAAAUCAAAGGCUGGGAAAAGCGUUUGACACAUGGAUUGCUGACUGCCAGCAGCAACAAUCUGAUUAUAAUUGGUCUGCCAUGUGGAUUAUAAUGUCUCAAUUUUCAGUCAUGGGACCAACUAUUGUGGUGGUUAAAUUCAUUUUUGAUUGUGUCACAACGAAUAGAAUAGAAUUCACAAUAGAAUCGUAUUGGACUGAAAAGCUCAUGGAAUGGAGACAGUCUUCAAUACCUAUAAAGAUUAAGAAGGGCAAGGUUAAGAAAAUUCUCUACAAAAUAAAAAGUUUGAUCUUGACUUUCUGCAUACUAGUUCAGACCGUGGUUGUUGUGAUUUCUAUUGUCUCUUCUUACUCCAUGCUUCCAUUAGUACUGUUAGUUAAUCAUUUUGGAAAAUUGUUCCACAAAAAUGAAGUUCCAAAUGAUCAGGGGAGACCAGAGGUACAUCUCAACUGCUUUGUAAUAUUACUUGAAGGAGAAAAACAAUUUCCAAAUAGAAUAUUGAGAAAGAUUAUUAAUAAUGUUGAUACAAAUGUUGAGAUGGGUAAGAUGCAACAGCCACAAAACCUAUUUAAUCUUCUCAAUCAAAGUUUUUCCUUUAGCGGGGUAGUAGAAUUCGAUAGCAAUCGAGUUCCAAGUUUAUUAUCUGAUGAACCUCCUAAUUGUUGGACACUUCCGGUAGUAACACUAGCAAGCAUUGCCAUUGCACUUCCAAACAUUGCAAUUCUGCAUAUUGAUUGGUUGGUAACUAGUGUUGAUGAAGGCCUCCACUAUGCGAGCAUUAUAGAUGUCUUGGAUGAGAAGUGUGGGUUGAAAAGCAUUAAAAGUGUAGCAGAUGUGUGGGUGGGAGUUGAACUUCAUAAGAAGUGGUUUGACAUGAAUCUUGAGAGAAAAAUUGGAGAAGUUCGUUCUGCCAAGGAGAUUAUUUUAGCUCUUGCUAAUGAAGCUGAAAGGGUUGUUAUGGAGUUUAGCUCUACAAAAAAUAGAAUUAUAGUGGAAAAUCCUCUCUAUUGGCCUUCAAAUAUUCUAGCGGCUAAUUCAAUGUAUAGAAUUAGCCGGACCAUUCUGCUACACUAUGAAAAUAGUGAGUGCCAAGUUGAAGAGUUGUUUAGAAAGUUAAUUUGUCUGAUUGCGGACAUAUUGACAGCUUGUCUUACCAAUUUGCCACACCUGAUAGCUACGAAGUGCAUAUGCAAUGCCAUUGAAAAACGGGAGAAAAGUGUUCGCCAUGCAGCUAUUAUUCUAGGAGAAACAGAAGAUAUUCUAAAGUGUUUUGAGAAGCGUAAGCUUUCAAACAUGGGACCCAGACAACCAUUAUGCAUUGAUGAAUGGCGCCAGUGGAUAGAGAGACAUGCUCCAACUAUUUCAACUUCAGCAACAAGCAAUGGAGUAGCAUCCUCUGAUGAUGAGUCAAGUAAGCCUGUGGUUAUUCAAAUGCAGGCUUGAUUUAUGCCGUAUAUCUGUAAUGCUUAUGUGUGCUUUUUAUAUGUGUAAUUGUUUUAUGUUACUUUAGAAAUGUAAAAAGAGUAAGGACUACUAUGAAUUCUUCUAGGAGCUAUGUAAGAAUGGAAGCUGUAAUAUGCUUGUCUUUAUGCUACUUUCUAGCUUGUAGCGCUUUUA